Molecule: messenger RNA, 2166 nt
Organism: Penicillium cosmopolitanum
Lineage: Eukaryota; Fungi; Ascomycota; Eurotiomycetes; Eurotiales; Aspergillaceae
Exons: 1
Coding region: 1-2166 (721 amino acids)
Source: RefSeq, a predicted model, not a curated record
AUGGUCCUCCCGGUUCGAAUAUGGCUACGGUUUCAAUAUUGGACUACACUGUAUCGGAGAAAGGAUGGAUUUAGCAUGCCAAACCUCACCACCGCACUUUAUUUCAAGGCAAAGACCGCAAUUUUGAUGGCAAGGACCUCCGGUAACCUGCUGGCUGGAAUAAUUGCGAGCCGGUUUCAGAAAGCGCAUCCGGACAUAACUUCACAUCGAAGGAAAACGAAAGGCAAGGGACGACUGAAAUUAGAAAGCCAAGAAGAACAUGGAGACGUGUCCAGUCUUAAAAUGGAAAGAGGAACCUUGAGCCGAAAGCCCAAUUCGCUUUCUGUAGUGCAUACGCCGCGGAGUAAAAAUGCACAGAAGAAAGCUCGCCAAAGGAAGCGACGACAGACCCAGAAGCGAGAAGAGAUAGCAGCAACUUAUUCUAAGCAGCACGAAAAGCUUGAAACUCCGCUCAUGGCAAGUGAACCAGCCAUUGAUAUCUCUCCUCCCACUUCGCUCUCGUCCGCUGAAAGUGUUCUCAACUCAACUGUUGUGGGGACUCCGUUCACUAUAUCGACAUCAGGCACCUUUGACCCCCCAACUACAUGUCCCCCCAGCACACUUUGGGUCUCUCUCUCCAACAAUAGUUCAAUGGACCUCCAGGCUCGGCGUAGCUUCUGUGAAGGAUUUGUAGAUCUUGAAUCAUUAAGCGACGAAAAACAAAUCGUUCAGACGGCAGGCAUCCACGGCAAGGAGCGCAUGACAGACUACGUCAGGGACUGCGAAUCUCAGCAACACUUGUUAUGCGGAGCCAGUGCAAACACCACGAAAGGAGGGAAAUUUCCAGUUCAAAAUUUAUCCUCGCUUAUCGAUAAAAUGUCCGCGUUUGUUGGUGCAGUUCAAUCCAGUGCACCUCCGAUGGCUUCUUUCACUCCACCACUACCACCCACCACCCACACUCAACCCAUCACACAGAUACCUUUGAAAAGUCGCAUGAGUUCAUCGAGCUCGACCUUGACAGAAAUGAAAAUUGACAGCUCAACUGAUCCCUUCUGCACAGAAUGGACGACUUCAAGUUCUCCGAACCUGGCAGCAAACUCUCAAAGUUUCCCAGGUCCUAUUGCUUCGGCUCUCGCGUACAUCCCGCGGUCCAUUCCAGCAAACCGACAAAUGGCCCAGGAUUCCAUGAGAUAUCAAGCGUUAGCAAAGCCAACAGAUGGGAGCUUCUUCAUUGACUUGAUGUACCAUCACCUAACAUGCCGGAAAAGCGGAUGUCAAAAGAUCUGCAAUCUGUACGAUGGAUCAACGGUAAUCUGCCCAUGCUGUGGGCCAUAUUCGAAAACCAGAUACUGCUGCGAAGAUCACCUGUUUCUCGAUCUUCAAAGCCACUGGGGCUCCGAAAAACUGACCUUCGAUCACUAUUGCGUUCCAGAUUCAAUCCCAGGCAAUGUCCGCGAAAGCAUUCCUUUGCUGAUCAACAUCCAUGGCUGGGACACUCCUCAACGCCACCGACAGGCUGUUUGUUUCAACACCUCACAUAAAUCAGCUGACUAUUGCGUUUUUAAUUACAGCAGUCCCAGCGCUACGGGUCAGGAGAACCCCUACGCACAGCAGAAGAUGUCUGUCGUGCCUCUCUAUCACCUCAAGUUCGACGAUCCCGAGGAAAGGGACCGAUUCCGCAGAUGUCUGGCUAUCAGUCUCUUCGCUCCCGUGACCAAUUCUAGAUUGGUCGAGUACUUCUUUCGACUGGUUAGGGACAAGAUGAAGAGGCUUAAUCUAUGGAAUUGCUACAACGCAGCCCUUGUGCAGGACCAGAUCUUCCGAGAAACUGGCCUCGAUUUUCCUCCAAAUAUCGUGGGCCCAAAACACGCCUGCCAGACAGAAUGGAACGGCAGAAACCCCAACCACUGCCACAAUGCAGUCUGUUACAGUGAACGUCUACAAUAUAUGAUGGGAGACCAAAGAACGAGAGUUUUUCACCGAUUGGAAUGCGAACGGUUGGAAUCUCUGCACUGGAUCUUGCGUGUCAACCGAACUACUCAUCCAACAGUGAAGAAAGCACAAGAUCGAAUGCGCGGUGUGGGCUUUGGCGAUGUGUUACUCGAACACCAGCGCGUUUUCCGACGCGGUGAGCAGUUUGAAGGGGCAGGAUCUGGGCCGAUUGAACUUGAAGGGGUCAAUUGCUGA